Gigantopelta aegis is the source of this 5599-nucleotide messenger RNA. Its product is annotated as SCY1-like protein 2. The transcript has 19 exons. Gene Ontology annotation, biological process: protein phosphorylation. NCBI's taxonomy places the organism in Eukaryota, Metazoa, Mollusca, Gastropoda, Neomphalida, Peltospiridae. The coding region runs from base 1 to 2610 and encodes 869 amino acids. The record is from RefSeq and is a predicted model, not a curated record. Gene Ontology annotation, molecular function: protein kinase activity; ATP binding.
AUGGAUGUUCUGUCCAUGCUAAAGCAUUCCAUAAUAUCUGAUGAUACCAACCCAAUAAUGCGCGAUUUCGAAAUUGGUCGCCAGAUAGGUUCAGCGGGACCUGAGAUGGUGUGGAAGAUAUUCGAGGCUGUUAGACAGGAUGACAAAAAGGAAGCGUCCGUGUUCAUCUUUGACAAAAAGAUCGCGGACAAACUGCACAAGCCGAGGAGAAGGGAGACGGUGUCUGAAAUCCUGAGGAAGGAGGUACAUCAUUUGUCUCGAAUAAAGCACCCCAAGAUCCUCACGGUGUUUCAUGGACUCGAGGAGUGCCAUGACAGUCUGGCCUUUGCGACAGAACCUGUGAUGGGAAGCCUUGCAAAUAUACUGGGGAAUUUCGAGCGGAUGCCAGCAAUGAUACCACAGGAAUUAAAGGAUUAUGUGUUCAUUGAGCUGGAAAUAAAGCAUGGCAUUUUACAGAUUACGGAGGCACUCUCGUAUCUCCACUGUACGGAGCAAAUGUUACACAGAAACAUUUGUCCUCAGAGUAUACUGGUGACGAAACGAGGAGUUUGGAAGCUGGCUGGGUUGGGCUUUGUGGAAAAACCUAAAGAAGGAAAGGACACUUACCCCUGCCAGCCGUGGACAACUAAGAUACCAAAGAUGGCCCAGCCUGACUUGAACUACGUUGCCCCUGAGAUACAGCUGGAGAAAUCGUGUAACACUCUCAGCGACAUGUUCUCUCUCGGGAUGGUGGUGUGCUCCAUUUUCAAUCAGGGCAAGUCACUCAUCAACGCUGAACACAAUCCGUCUCAGUAUUCAAGACAGGUAGACCAGAUGCAUGAACAGUUUAGUUCUGUUGCGCAUAAGAUGCCUCUAUCUCUUGUUGAACCAACCGAGAAAAUGAUAAACAGAGAUAUAAGAUACAGACCUACAUCACAGUCCUUUAGUUUAUUACGAUACUUUCAAGACACGGUUGUGGCCAGUCUCCAGCAUAUCGAUAUGGUGGACCGGCAAGACCCCGCCCAAAAAGCUGAAGCUUAUGCAAACCUAGCACAAAUUAUUCCUAUGAUACCUAGAAAAAUUUUAUAUAAGAAUGUCUUCCCUAUUGUGUGUUCCGAGUGCAAGACGCCCGAAAUUGUGUUUGCCUUACCUGUUCUCCUCACUAUGAUAGACUUUGCCCCACGAGAUGAUUACAUUGACAUCAUUCUCCCAGAAUUCCGUACCAUUUUGUGCUCAAAUAAACCAGUCCAGGCCACAGUGUAUAUACUGAAUAAGCUCGACGUCGUCCUUGCCAAAAGUCCUCUUGAAGAUAUCAAGGCGGAAGUGCUUCCUCUCGUCUUCAACACACUCGACUCGUCGUCUCUUCAACUUCAGGAAGCCGCAUUGGGUGCUAUUGGCGGUAUCAAGGAAUACCUCGAUGAUACGAUAAUAAAGAAAAUGGUGCUGCCACGAGCCAAGUCGCUGUUCUACCGGUCGACCAACGUCAAGUUACGUAUCAACGCUCUGUCGUGUAUAGACCACAUGCUCGAUAGUCUCGAUAAGAUGAUCAUUCUGGACGAGGUGCUUCCGUUUCUGACAGACAUCACGUGUCAGGAUCCCGACGUAGUCAUGCACAUCGUCGGUGUUUACAAACAUAUGCUUAGCGACAAGAAGUUCGGGUUGACUCACAACUUGAUAGCCUCCAAGGUCAUGCCGUCGCUCAUCCCACACACGGUGAAUCCAGGGCUGACGAUGGAACAGUUUGGUGCUUUAAUGGAGGUUCUCAGAGAGAUGUUGGAACAGAUAGACCGACAACGGCGAAACAAAAUGAAACAGGAAACUGUCUCCAUUGCAGUUCCGUCAAGAGGGUCACUAAAGAUGACUGGGAAUGACGAGUUACAAAACGACAUCUCUCAAGCACAGAGACUUCUGAUGGUCGAUGUGGGCUCCAACAAGUUCCAGCACUUGCACAAAACUGUCACGAGUACCCCUGAACUACAGCAAAGACCGAAGUCGAGCCCAAAGACCAACAAGAGAAAUCACAGUCUGCAAUCACUAGGGAUGAGUUUGGUUAGCAUAUCUCAGAGGUGGGUUUUUUUCUUCACGUUUCAGGACGAAAAAAGUUCCAAUACACUAGACAAACCGAUGGAGAUAAUUCGUCGCCACAGCCUUGUCCCGCCCAACAGCGGCCAACCCACCAUCAGCAUCACCAGCGAGGACGCCACUAGUCCAGACCAGUCUCGGCGACCCAGCACACAUAGUCUCGGUCCCUUCUCCCUCUCAGUAAGUGGCUUUGGUGACUAUCAUUUCCGGGACCGGCGUCGACCCUCCAGUCAGAGUCUGGGGAUAUUGCCCAUAAGUUUGUUUGGCGAAGGGGGAGACCGCCCGCGCCGGCCCAGCACCCAUAGCCUUGGGAUUUUCCCGCUUGGCUGUUUUGGAGAGGAGAGGGACAGAUUUGAUAGACCACGCAGACCCAGCACUCAUAGCCUCGGCCCCAUAGUGGUUCCUGAUGUGGACCGACGAGGCAGCAGAGGCAGUAUAUUUGGAUCUCUAGGAAUUGGGGAAAUUCCAGGAGUAAGUUCUCAAAACCAAAGACGACCAAGCUUUCAAGCGUUUGGCGAGAGUGUUAUGCAGUUAUUUACAAGUAAAUAACAUCCGGCACAAAGUCAGCUGACUGAAAAACAAGGGAAAUAAAAUAGCAAAAUGUGACCCUGUGGACAUAUGACUUUUUUGUAUUAGAAGCAACACAGGAAUGGACUGCAUACACGUGAUGAUUUUGUAUAUAUAUAUAUAUAUAUAUUCUCAUACGUACACGAUUCCAUGGACAUUGGCAGGCAGGGAUAGUGCAACGACAUUCAAAGUCUGCUGAUGAAUAGUGGCAUUUGAAAACAACGUAUAUAUCUGGUAUAUAUUGUAAUACAAAUGUGCCAAUAUUGAAUAACCUGUUAAUGUUAGACUAACUUGAGGAAAACAAACCGCUCCUCUCCAUCAGUCCACAAACAAGUGGAAUAUUCUUCAGUUGUUUCUUUUUUAAAACAAGGAGGAAUCCAUUUAUCUAUUUAUUUAUUUGUUUGUUUAUUUGUUUAGUUUAUAUAUUUAUGUAUUUAACCAAAUUGUUUUAUAUGAACACUGUAUUCUAUAUGGUGAUCAUACCAAGUUCUUUGGUGUGAAUUAUAUGGAAGGCAAACACAAAUUGAUGAUAACAGACCAAGAUAAUAUAUGUUAAUAAUGUUUCCACUCGAUUUGAAUUUUUUUUGGAUUUAUAUUGAUAAUAAAUUAACAACAAUUGUUUACUAGAAUAAACACAAGGAAAUGUAAAAUAUUAUAAGAAAUAUAAUACAAUUUUUAACCCCACGUUAUAAAAGUUGAUGUCUGUUAAGUUCCACAACGCUCAUUCCAUUGUUAUCAAUGUGUCCCACGUUGUUAGUGGGGUUUUGCAUGUCAGAUAGUAUGAGUGCUCCCGGUCUGUGUUGACCGAAUUUGAGAUGUGUAAACAAGUUUUGUAUUUAAUACAUUCCCUUGUGAAACGCCAAUACUAGUUGACUCUGUCUUGUACUCUGUGGUGACUUGUAUAUGUACAUCUCCCGUGCGCACCAAUUGCUCAAGUUUGUGGAUUUUUUAAUAACUGUAUACACGUAUAUAUCUAUAUAUUAUUUUACGUAAAAUAGUUCUGUGAUUUGUAUUUACAGUGGUUGUAUGUGCGUAAGAAUAUAGAGUAUUUGGUACAUGUUGUGUGUAAGAUGUAAUAUCAUAACCUAGUCAUGGCGUAGCCAGGCUUUUACAUUAGAUUUGCCACCCACAUUGGGAGGGAGAAGCCAUUCUGUCUAUGACACGUGUUAUGGGGCAAAAGGCAGAUAUAUAAAGUGGUGGGCGAUAACAUUAGGUGUGAUGGGGUUGGGGGUGACACGUGCUAUGGGGGCAAAAGGGUUGUUGGGAGAAUAUUAGGUGUUUCCUGUCCUGGACGGAGGAGCUGGCCGAGGCCGGUACCUUCUCCCACGACAGGCGUGUACUACAACAGUUUGUUCUGAAUAUGACAUGACAUAUUAGGUGUGAUUGCAGGGCUAUGGUCCCCAUGCCCCCACCACCCUCAGGUUACGCCAGUGUAACCUAGAAAGUACAGUUAUAACUUAAGUUGUUUUGUUUUAAUACAUAUUAUACCAGACAAUCCUUUUUGAGUCGCAUGAGCCAUUGAUUCAGUUGCGAGAAAAGCAGCUUUGCUGGUCAAUUGUUUUUGAAAUAAAUAACAUUAAUUCUUAAGAAAUCACUUUUGUCUAAUUGAUAAAACAAUAUAUUUUUGAGACAGUCAUGCUCAUGGAUGUGAUACCUCUAUUUUUAGUUUGGAAACAGCGAUUUUUCACAAAAACGAAAGUCUGAUUAUUGAUUAUAUACCGAACUCCAUUGAAAACCCAUCAGUCAGAAACAUGUUACGAGAAGAAACAAAAAUAAUACAUUUAACUCAUUUUUGUAUAACUGGAUAUGUUCUUGUAACUAAAUAAAUAAACCAAACAUUUGGGUUAUUGUGUCUUUUAUAGCAUACACACACAUGCAAUUGCAACUGACAAACCGGUGCGUUUUCAAUGGAAGUCAGUAUAUUAACAUAAAAUCCAUGAUGGAUUACAUAUAUAUAUAUCGCACACAGUGUUGUGGUGUCUUUAAUGAAUAAUCAGCAUACAAGUGACAAUCAGUAAUAUUAAUAUGUGUAUUUCCGUAUAGGGAUAGUGUUACGGUGUUCAAAUCAUACCAGCAUUGCAGCAUGCUCAUUUAACCCUUCGUGUACGAUAAAAAAAAAAAAAAAAAUCCAAAACUGAUCAUAGGCGGGGCGGAAAGCAAAUGUUUGUUUUAUUAUCCACCAUUCAAAUCAAGUAUGCAUAAGAAAAAAAAAUGUGUAGCAUAUAAUAAUGUACUCAAAAUUAAUUACGGCCCAGAAGACCUUUCGGUUAGUUUUUAAUAGUGUUAUAUCACGUUAGCACGUUUCGUUACCAGAUGAUUUCUAAACGUAAUGUUCGUAACAUUUUGCAAAUAAUGCACGCAAACAUCGUCCAUACGUUUUGUUUGUUUGUUUGUUCGUUUGUUUUGUUGGGUUGUUUUUUGUUGGGGGUUUUUUCUCCCCCUGCAUUGAUGAAAACUUUACUGAGAUGCGUGUUUUUACAAACAAAAAUGCCUAAAACCGCUACUGGUCGUUUAUCGAUUCUGUCCCACUACCACUACCAUCAGGUGGUCAAAUCUAAAACAGGGAUGGGAUGUAGCCCAGUGGUGAAGCGCUCGCAUGAUACGCGGUCGGUCUAGGAUCGAUCCCCGUCGGUGGGCCAUUUGGGCUCUUUCUCGUUCCAGCCAGUGCAACACGACUGGUAUUUCAAAGGCUGUGGUAUGUGCUAUCCCGUCUGUGGGAUGGUUCAUAUAAAAGAACGAAGGAAGGAAGAAAUGUUUUAUUCAACAUACUUUUAUAUAUGGUCAUAUGGCGGUGGACACGUGGUUAAGGACCACACCUGAAGAGAGGGAAUCCACUGCCACCACUUUAUGAGCAACUAUUUUUAAUUUCAUUCAUUCAUUUCAACUUAUUUUCGUGCUUAUAUCCAAUUAAGGUUCAAACACGCUGUCCUGGGCACACACCUCAACUAUCUGGGCUGUCUGUCCAGGACAG